Messenger RNA from Lactuca saligna, 1824 nucleotides. NCBI's taxonomy places the organism in Eukaryota, Viridiplantae, Streptophyta, Magnoliopsida, Asterales, Asteraceae. The record is from the annotation of a GenBank genome assembly.
AUGGAGUUCGAAUCUAGUGAAUGGUUGAUUUUUGGAACCUUGCAUCUCAUACACGUUUGUUGCUUCGAAUUUCGCAAAAGGAGUAGGUCGCUGAUAAUCUUUUGGUUUCUUUUGCCUAUCAUGCCAGUUGCUGUUAAGGAUCAACAGGAUACGUACAAUCACAGAACAUACUUUCCCAGUGAGGAACAUGCUGGAAAAUCAACUCUCAAAGCUGAUAAGCAAGUUACCCCACCCAAACCCACAUGCCUUAAAGAGGAAAAAUCAUUAAUUUGUACCAAAAAUUCACAAACUAUUGAAAGUCUUCUUCCUGAUGAAGAAGAUCUCUUCUCCGGGGUUCUUGAUGAAUUGGGUUGUACUACUGCUACUAUGAAUGGUGAUGAUGAAGAUUUUGAUCUGUUCAGCAGUAGUGGAGGCAUGGAAUUGGAAGAAAAUUCUAAAUUAUAUUUCACUCAACAGAAUCCUGCAAUUACUAAAGGACUUAAUAACACUGAUCAAAUUCAAAUCAGUACUUCAGACUUUUCAAUUCCCUGUGAACACCCUACUUUCCAUCAUCAAUCACUACCCAUCAGCCAUGAAAGUUUCUAUAAUAUGUUGAAUCCAUACAUCCCACAAAUGGAACACAUGUUUAGGGGUUCACCUUAUAACACCUUCCAAAAUCAUCAUCAUCAUCUAACCCCUGUAAUCUGGUCACAUUCUCCUCCAUAUGUUCAUAAUCAAAACAUCUGUGCUCAUAGCUUCCCCAAUCUUCAUGGGUUAUCAGAAAUGCUGCCACCUGUCUUCUCAUUUUCACCUAUACACAAACAACAAGCAAUCGGAAUCGGAAUUGGAAUCGGAAUGGAGGAGUCUUGUAAACCAGAUGUUGUUAUUCCAGUAGCAUCUCCUAAUUCCAUGAUGUCAUCAUCUCCACAUAUUAAUAAAACCCAUAAAUCUCCCAAAAGGGAAACAGAAACUACAUUGCCAUUAUCUUUUAUAAGGCCAAGGGGAAGAACAAGAAGAACCUCACAUGGUAGACAUGAAACUGUUUCCUGUCACACUCACACAGAUGACAAAAAAUAUGAACUUGAUAUUCAACGUGUCUUGCGUGGUGAAGACUCUAGAACAACAUUGAUGAUCAAAAAUAUUCCAAAUAAGUAUAGUUCAGCAAUGCUGUUGGCUGCAAUUGAUGAACAUAAUCAAGGAACUUAUGAUUUCAUUUAUCUGCCUCUUGACUUCAAGAAUAGGUGCAAUAUGGGGUAUGCAUUUAUAAACAUGAUCGAUCCACUUCAGAUAGUGCAGUUUCACAAGUCAUUUCAUGGGAAAAAAUGGGAGAAAUUCCACAGUGGAAAAGUGGCAUGUCUUGCAUAUGGUCGAAUUCAAGGAAAAGCUGCUUUAAUUGCACACUUUCAGGAAUCAAGCUUGAUGAAUGAAGAUAAAUGUUGUCAUCCUAUUCUCUUUACCACAAAUGGCCCAAAUGCUGGCAAUCAGGAGCCAUUUCCCUUGGGUCCAAACAUGAAUUCUAGGCGACACAAGAACAGGUGUAAUGUGCGCCAAAUGAAUGAAAACCUAGAAAUUUCAUCGACUUCGUAUGGAAGAAUCUUAAAGCACUUUUUUUGUGACAAUAAAGAUGCAAAGGCAAUUCAAUUGUACAACGAGCUACACAACAUCUCCAUCAGUGAUUCCUCCAAUACUGACUAUUGUACCAAAAUCAAGUCGAUUGUUGACCUUCUUGAUAAUACUGAUGACAUGAUCCCUGAGAAAAAGUUAGUCUCCUACACCAUCAAAGGGCCCUCCCCUAAAUUUGACUAUAUAGCUAGUAUCAUCUGUCGUCGCUCACCACAACCAUAA